Molecule: messenger RNA, 10189 nt
Organism: Carassius auratus (goldfish)
Lineage: Eukaryota; Metazoa; Chordata; Actinopteri; Cypriniformes; Cyprinidae
Product: neuron navigator 3-like
Exons: 43
Coding region: 754-7704 (2316 amino acids)
Biological process (GO): nervous system development; neurogenesis
Molecular function (GO): ATP binding; protein binding; ATP hydrolysis activity
Source: RefSeq, a predicted model, not a curated record
GAGACAGCGCUGAAAGUGUUCCCUUUCCUCAAACCUACGUUGUUUUGGAGACAACAGCGCCACGCGGUGGGUGCGGGAGCCGUUACAGCGGCGAGGCGCGUUUGUUUGUCCAGGGUUUGGCUCGUGAGAGCGGGUGGCUCGAGCUGUCAGGUCCGCGAGAGGGAUAGUCAGGAGUGACAGCCGCUCCCGGAUCCCUGGGCGGACUACCACCUCCCGGAGAGAGUCAGUGGCCAUCCGCAGCUCGACUCUCUUCACAGCAUCUCCGCUUUGAGUUCAUCCUCCGUUGCCUAGAGCUGCUUCUGGAGCAGGUGAGGCUGCUUUUGUGGAAUUCACUGUGACGAUGCCAAAUAACUGGACUUGCAGACUUGCGGACAUAUUGUAAAUCCCCGGAAAGAUUUGAUGACCAAGGAUGCAUCACUGAGCUGGACUACCAGAAUACACACAUUGGGAUCUACUGGUUGGAAAUUACAAACUUCUGAAUGGAUGUUUUCACGUGUGAAGAAGAUGCUGGUCUCUUCGUCCUGCUGACGAAAUCUCGGUAGUUUCGGGUUGUCUCCGUUCCUUUUCAUUUUCCAUCUCCUGUUCUUCCAGAAAGGCCCACCUCAGCCCGAGAGAAGAUGUGACCCAGGGAAAGGAAUAAUCUGCCUGUAGCCCCCUCCCUUUCUCCCACACGUUUUGGCUCGUAGCUCCUUUCUCUCUGUCUUUCUCUCUCUCACUUGGUCUCUCUUGGAGAUAUAAGCACUCUCAACGGGGAUGGAUGUACCGCCUGAAACCAGCAAGCAUGUAAAGAAGUCCACAAGUCAAAAGCUGGAGGAUCAGAAAAAGAUCUACACUGAUUGGGCAAACCAUUAUUUGGCCAAAUCCGGGUGUCCGAGGCUUAUUAAGGACCUGACUCAUGACAUACCCGAUGGAGUUCUGCUGGCAGAAAUCAUCCAGAUAAUAGCUAAUGAAAAGGUAGAAGAUAUUAACAGUUGCCCCAAGAGUCACUCUCAAAUGAUUGAGAAUGUGGAGGCUUGUCUGAAUUUCUUAGGAGCCAGAGGAGUCGGUGUUCAAGGGCUCUCUGCUGAAGAAGUGUGUAAUGGGAAUCUGAAGAGCAUCCUGGGUCUGUUCUUCAUCCUGUCCCGCUACAAACAGCAACAGCAGCACCAGCAGCAGUACCUGCAGUCGUUAGUGGAGCUUCAGCAGCACGUCACGCAUCAGACCACGGGGGCGGCGCCAGCGAGCCAGCACAAAACACAAGACAUGCAGUCCAGUCUCACCGCACGAUAUACAAGUCCACCCGGUCACAGUGGAAUAGCAGCCCCUCAGAAGAAAAACACAAGGUUGCCAGGUCCCUCCAAAGUCCCCGCUGCAGGCAGCGGCAGUAGCAGUAGCAAAGCCCACGGAUCCUCAAACCUGAACCGAAGGAGCCAGAGCUUCAACAGUAUUGACAAGAGCAAACCACUGCAAUAUGCUAGUGGCAAUGACAGAGAGUCGGUGAAGGGCAUUCCUCUGCCAGGCAGCAUGAAUGGCAGUGGCUCGGUGCCCUCCAGCACCAGUGGGCAGCAGCUGGCCUCUGCCAUCCCCUCUCCAACUGCUGGAAAGACCUGGCGCAGCAAAUCCAUGAACAUGAAGCACAGUGCCACCUCGUCUAUGUUGGCCACCAAGCCGCCCAGCCCAACCGCUUCCCCAACCCCUCCCUCAUCAUCCGAUCACCUCCGGCCCCCAAUCACAGACUCCUCCAAAUCAGCCCCCGGAAAUCAGCGCUCCAUGUUGGAGAAAUUCAGACUCAUCAACCCUAGAUCUGCAUCCAGAACAUCACCCUCAGUGGCUGAAAUGGCUCUCCAGGAGGAGGAUGACUUGUCGGAGUUUGGAGAUGAGGGGACCUGCAGUCCUACACCACCCGGCGGGAUCUCAAAGCAGCAGGGGAAAUCCCCUGCAUCCUCCUUUGCACCCCCAAACAAGACCAACAACUGCAAGAACCACAACAACAAGUCCUUGCCCCAGCCCAAAGACAAAGAGGACAAGAACAAAACCAAGAACAAAGCAAGCACGCCACCCAAGGAGGAGCCAGUGAUAGUGGAGCCCUCUAAGAAAGGCUCCAAGAUUGCCAGCCUCAUCCCAAAAGGAGGCAAAACUUCUGCAGCCUCUGUGAAGAAAGAAAGUGUAAUCCCUGCCUCCAGCAGCAUCCCCAAACCUGGUCUGAAGGCUCCAAUAGCAAUGGCCAAGCCUGCAGCAAGCCAAUCCAGUGUGCCUGCAACUAGUGUACCUGCUACAGGUGGUGAGAAAACCAAACUUAGUAAAGGUGGUCAGUCUAUAUAUAUGCAGAGAUCCUUGGGAGGAUUGGAGAAUCGGAAGACCAGCAUGGUGUCGUCAACCAGUACCUCAGCACUUUCUGGAUCCGCCACAUCUGGGCUGGGUGGUGGAGGAGCUUUAGCAGGUAAUGGGACAGUACAACUUCCACAGCAGCAACAACACAACCAUCCCAACACGGCAACUGUCGCCCCCUUCAUGUAUCGGACAUAUUCAGAGAACGACUGCACAACUGUUGUCCCCCCUGAACCUUGCCUCAGUCCCACAAAAGACUUGGUCUACAGCAAGACCGCCAAACAGUGCCUGGAGGAGAUCUCAGGGGAGGAUCCAGAAACAAGACGGAUGCGUACAGUGAAGAACAUUGCAGAUCUGAGACAGAAUCUUGAAGAAACCAUGUCUAGUUUACGUGGGACACAGAUUAGCCACAGUACCCUUGAGACGACAUUCGACACCACUGUAACUACAGAAGUGAAUGGUCGUGGCCUCCCUGCCCUCUCGAGCCGCUCCUCCCCAAUGUCUUGGCGUCUCAACCAAGCGCCGAACCCCCGUCUUCAGGCCGGCGAUGCCCCUAGCUACACACCUCCCAGAUCCAGUGCCGGCACCACUGGUCGCUAUUGUGACCCCUCAAGGUUGUUAUACACUGCCCCCCUGAGGAGAGCGGCCGCCUCAGGGGCUCGAGGGUCAGAGCCGGGAGAGAAAGGUGGGAUUUCGGAGGCGGGGCCAGAGGUGGACAUGACCGGAUACGGUAGCGAUGGUGACAUACUCCUCAAGAAUGUGCACGCAGAUGAUAUCAGUGGGUACCACACAGAUGGGGGUCUUUACUCUCGGAAUGUCGACCUCUACUCUCGAAAUGUUGGACGCCCACCAGAGAUGACACUUGCACGAGAGGUCAUUCAGAAAGGGGUCAAAGAGAUGCAAGGGGAAGACAGUUGGGAUGACAGUAGUUCAGUCAGCAGUGGUUUGAGUGAUACUUUAGAUAACAUCGGCACUGACGACCUGAAUCCACCCACGUAUUCUGGCAUCUCAUCUCGCAAAAGCAAAGCAGCACAGUCAAAUAAAGAUACACACAGGCAUACCGAACAGGAUGCUAGCAGCUGGGCUGGUGCUGAGGAUCUGAAGACGGUUGAUGAAGAGAUGGAGCCAGGAAUGGACAAGUGGAAGACUUCAUCCCCUUCAUCCUCUUGUCAGGGUGAGGAUCUUGGCCAGAAGGCAGGUUUGUCCAUGUCUCAAACAGGCUCCUGGAGGAGGGGCAUGAGUGCCCAGGUUGGCAUCACAGCAUCACGGACCAAAGGCACGUCAGCCUCUCUCAAAACACCAGGUAAAACGGAUGAUGCAAAGGCAUCUGAGAAAGGCAAGGCCCCAUCUAAGAGCCCAAGUAUCCAGCGCUCACCAUCAGAUGCGGGCAAGAGUAGCGGAGAUGAAGGGAAGAAGCCACCCUCAGGCAUUGGUCGGCCACCUACCACAAGCUCUUUUGGCUUUAAGAAGAUUCCGGGUCCUGCCGGGACCCUCGUCACAGCCAGCGGAGCCACUCUGGCCAGUGGUUCCGCUACUCUAGGCAAGGUACCCAAGUCUGCAAGCAUCGGGAAGGGCACAGGAAUUGGUAAUGGGCGGAAAACAAGUUUUGAUGGUGCUCAACACCAGGACGACGCUGUUUUGUUAGGUUGUGGAGGUUCAAAGGUUACACUCCAGUAUCGCUCCCUACCUAGACCGGCAAAGUCGUCUAGUGGGGGAAGCAGCGUGGUGGGCCGGAGUGGCCAUCGUUCUAGCUCUAGCAGCAUUGAUUCGAAUGUCAGCGGAAAGUCUACAGGAGGGAGUGGAGGAGUGGUAGGAACCCCAACCAGCACAAAGAGAAGAGACCCUGGGAAAGUAGGAUCAGGAUGCUCAAGUCCAGUCACCAUCAACCAGACGGAUAAGGAGAAAGUGACAGGGUCAGAUCAGGAGGGAACAGGGUUGUCCACCUCGCCAAAAUCCAGUCCCACUUCCACCCAAUCUGGACUCAGACAGCCAGGCUCCAAAUACCCAGACAUUGCAUCCCCCACAUUCCGCAGGUUGUUUGGCAGUAAAGCCAGCAGUAAACCCAGUUCCCCUGGCACCCCUGACUCUGGUAAAUGCCCGUCAGCACUGGGCAGCCCCCAUGGCACAAUGGCACGGCAGGCCAGCCUGGAUUCACCCUCCUCAGGAACAGGUAGUCUGGGCAGCAUGGGUGGGCAGAGCGGAGGCAGCAGCCCUCUAUAUGGCAAAACACCCGAUCUCUGUAUUGACUCCCUGGCUUCUAGUCCGGCGUCAGGCCUCUCUCUGCCCUCUAACACCCGGCCAUGGCCACCAAACCUCAGCAGUUCAUCUGCGGGCAGUAAAGAUACACUCAGCUGCCAAAGUAUGACCAGUUUACACACAAGCUCAGAGUCCAUAGACCUGCUGCUCCCACACCACCAUGGGCCAAAAGUCACCCGCACGGGCAGCGUCAAGUCCACCCUCUCUGAGGGCAUGCCUCUUGACAGAAACACUCUUCCCAAAAAGGGAUUAAGGUACCCUCCGUCCUCCAGACAGACAUCACAUGAGGAAGGAAAGGAGUGGUUGCGUUCUCACUCCACGGGAGGACUACAGGACACAGGAAGUCCACUUUCACCACCGGGCACAACCAGUAUAAGCACUGGCAAAUACCACUACUCAAACCUGCUGAGCCCCACCAGUAUGUCGCAGUACAAUCUUCCCAGCACUAGUAUGAGCCGCUCCAACAGUAUUCCAGCACAGGACUCGUUCGAGCUGUAUGGGGAGGGACACAAUUUGGGUGGCAGUGCCACCUCGCUGGAGGAACGGCCACGUGGGAUGAGUCGGUCCGGCUCCUUCCGGGACAGCACAGAUGAAGUUCAUGGUUCUUCUCUAUCUUUGGUCUCAAGCACAUCAUCUUUGUAUUCUGCGGUGCUGGCAUUUUUAGACAAGACUGAGGAGAAAGCCCACUCUGAGGGCCAAACAGUCCAAAAUACAACGCAAAUCAGAAAACUGCGAAGAGAGCUGGACGCUUCUCAGGAGAAAGUGGCGACCCUGACCUCUCAGCUGGCGGCCAAUGCACACCUGGUGGCAGCGUUUGAGAAAAGUCUGGCAAACAUGACCUGUCGACUGCAGAGUCUAACCAUGACAGCAGAGCAAAAGGAGUCCGAGCUUGCAGAGUUAAGAGAGACCAUCGAGGCAUUGAAAACUCAGAAUACAGAUGCUCAGACGGCCAUUCAAGUUGCCCUCAAUGGCCCUGAUCACGUUCAUAAAGACCUGAGGCUCCGUCGACAGCACUCGUCAGAAAGUAUGUCCAGUAUUAACAGUGCAGCCAGCCACUCCAGUAUGGGUAGCGCUAAAGAUGUAGACGACAAGAAGAAAAAGAAGAAAAGCUGGGGCAAGGAUAAAGAACACAAGGUGGCUGAUUCCAUUCCCGCCCAGUUGCGGAGCUCCUUUAAGCAGGCCUUCAGCAAGAAAAAGACCAACAAGCCCCAAUCACCUCAUGAUGAGUUUGAAGAGAUGACUGACUCCUCCCUCCCUUCUUCACCCAAACUACAACACACCGACAGACAGACCAGCACCACCCAACCACUGCGCUCAUCACCGUCCUCCACAGAAUUGUGUGAAUGUACAGAGGCCGAGGCAGAGAUUAUCCUCCAGCUGAAGAACGAGCUGAGAGAGAAGGAGCUGAAGCUGACUGAUAUCAGACUGGAGGCGUUAAGCUCCGCCCACCACCUUGACCAGAUACGAGAAGCCAUGAACCGCAUGCAGAAUGAAAUUGAGCUGCUGAAGGCAGAGAACGACAGACUGAAGUCUAGCGGCAACACCACACCUGCUGCCACGCCUGUUAAAACGGCCCGUCCGCCUUCAGAAACCUCCAGCACGUCCUCCUCAUCCUCACGGCAAUCUCUGGGGCUGUCGCUGAACAACCUCAACAUCACAGACACCAUUAUGUCAGAUAUUCUGCUCGAUGAUGGCUAUGAGGGCAAUCUACGCAAAGAGGGCAGGAGUGUCCGUAUAGUGGUCACCAUCAACAGCGACUCCAACAAAACCAAGGCUGUGCAGAAGAAGGCGUAUCUGAUUGGCUCCAUUGGCGUCAGCGGCAAGACUAAGUGGGAUGUGUUGGACGGUGUAAUACGACGCUUGUUUAAGGAGUAUGUGUUCCGGGUGGACCCAUUGACCAGUUUGGGCCUGAAUUCGGAUAGUAUAGUGUGCUAUAGGAUGGGGGAUGUGGUCCGAUCUCAUGCCUCCGAGGUUCCUGAACUGUUGCCAUGUGGGUAUUUGGUGGGUGACAACAACGCCAUCACAGUCAGUCUCAAAGGUGUGAAGGAGGGUAGCAUUGAUGACUUGGUGUUUGACACACUGAUUCCUAAACCCAUCAUUCAACGCUACUUAAACCUGCUGAUGGAGCACCGUAGAAUUAUCUUGUCUGGUCCCAGUGGAACGGGUAAAUCCUACCUAGCCACUAAACUAGCUUACUACAUCAUCUCCAAGACUGGUCAAGUAGUGACGGACACUAACCUGGCUCGCUUCAAUGUUGACCAGAAAUCCAGCAAGGAUCUUCGGCAGUACCUCUCAAGCCUGGCUGAGCAGUGCAACACAGAAGAGUGUGAGAUCGAGCUGCCCUCUGUAGUUAUUCUGGAUAACCUCCAUCAUAUUGGCUCCCUUAGUGACAUCUUUAAUGGAUUCCUCAACUGCAAAUAUCACAAAUGCCCGUACGUCAUAGGAACUAUGAACCAGGGUGUUUCCUCUUCUCCAAACUUGGAGUUGCAUCAUAACUUCAGGUGGGUGCUCUGUGCUAAUCAUACUGAGCCAGUGAAGGGCUUCCUGGGCCGAUUCCUGAGAAGAAAGCUGAUUGAAACUGAGAUCGAUAAAAACAUGCGCAGUAACGACCUCAUCAAAAUCAUCGACUGGAUCCCUAAAACCUGGCAACACCUCAAUUCCUUCCUAGAGGCUCACAGCUCCUCAGACGUCACUAUCGGUCCUCGGCUGUUCUUGUCCUGUCCGAUGGAUGCAGACGGUUCACGUGUGUGGUUUACCGACCUGUGGAACUAUUCUGUAGUGCCAUAUCUGCUGGAAGCAGUACGAGAAGGACUGCAGCUGUAUGGAAAGCGGGCAGCAUGGGAGGACCCGUCCAAGUGGGUGAUUGACACCUACCCCUGGAGCUCCGCCUCCCUGCAGCAUGAAGGCCAGUCACUGCUACAGCUGCGGCCGGAGGAUGUGGGCUAUGAUGGCUACAGCUCCUCUAAAGAUGGAGCCACCUCCAAACAAGUGUCUCAGAGCGACACUGAGGGAGACCCACUGAUGAAUAUGCUGAUGAGGCUACAGGAAGCUGCUAACUACUCCAGCGCCCAGAGCUGUGACAGCGACAGCGCCAGUCACCACGACGACCUGCUGGACUCCUCAUUGGAGUCUGCCCUCUAAGCCCCUCCCCAUUAGAAGAAGAAACCUUCUGAUUGGUUUAAAAACAGAGCAAAGGGCCCAUAGGACUUGUGCUUAUGAAACAGGCUUAUGAAACGCCUGACACCUCGGGUGGGAUACGGUGAAUGAAAAGGUGCUGGUGGCGCACACGACACUGGCGAUAAAGCAUGUGUGCCCACAUAAUAAAAAAAACAACAACUGGAAUUUCAAUUUGUUGGAGGCGAUACGUUAGUUAAAAAUGUUUACAGAGGCGAGAGUUUCUUUUAAAUUCACUGAGGUGUAAAAACCUAAAGGGCAACAUUCUGAAUUCUGACCUCAGUUAAUAAACUGGUGCUGCUGUGGUGCCAAAACCAACAUGUGGUUUACACUCAUCUCGCCAGCACCAUUCAGGAAACACGUCUAGCCAACAAGCACAAACGUGCAACGUGUCAUUACCGCUACUGUGAAAUCGUGCGCAAAUUCGCAAAUCACCCCCCUCGUUCCACUGCUGGAAUGAUGGAAUAGGACAGAACGAUCAAACAUUUUCCUAAAGAUGCCACGUCCACAUAUUUUAUUUUUGUUACAAUUUGUGUGUGUGUGUGCCAUUAUAAACGGUCCAAAUGUAUAAAAGUAAAAAAGAUUUUUAUGUACUCCCAGCUGAGCUGGGAUCACUUGAAUCGAGAGCACAAAUCCGACGUGUUGCUUCGCUAGCAUGCUGUUUUUACUUUGCUAUAUGUGUGUACGUGCACGCGAAAAAGUUUUUUCACUUCCGUGUGCCAGUGCUCUUGUAGUUCAUUCAUCCUUUCUUUUAUUUGCUAUGUGGGUUUUGCACAGUUGAUAAGGUGAUUGUAAAUAUCCAAGUCUUGCACAGCCUCUUAAAGAUGCACUCUGCCCGGUCGGUAUGCGUUUCUGCUCUUCUAGUUUAGCAUUACGCUCUUUGUGAUUUACAGAGGAAAAAAAAGCAAACCAGCAACCUGUCCAAACCGUAUAUGUCUUGUAAUGACUGGUUAUUAUACAGAGCUCUAAACUGUACAGUGAAGGGUGAAGUGUUUUUCAAUUUCAGAAAACUUUAGUGUCAGUUUGCUGUUCAAGGGCGUAAAAUCAUUCAGAACGAUUCACUGUUUUAUCUUCGCAAUGCAUCAGAGCCCAACCAUAUCUAACUUGCAUCACACUGUUAAACUUCCUGUCCUGCAGCUUUAAGAAACACUGGUCGCUUUGGAUGUAAAGCCACACCUAAAGACCCCACGAAUGUUUUCUGACAACCGCAAGUUAAUGUAGAACCUGACUGCCGAAAAUAGCCAUUCUAAAGAGCAUUUGAUUGGACAAAAAUGUGUAUGCGCGUCUGUUUUUGUCUGAUUCAAAUGUUUAUGAAAGACAAAAAGCCACAAAACUAUUUAAAACAAAUUUUAAUUUAUUUUUAGUUUAUGAAUAUCGUUGCCCUAGAUGAUAAAAAAUUAAAGAGUGGCAUAUAUUUUAGUUACAUUUUUAAACAAGGGAACAUUACAGUGUUCAAAAUGAAGACAAAAAUUAUAUGAGGACACUUUUGCAAAUAAACUACACAAGUGGUUAAUUUGCUAGGACUUAUUUGUGACUCCACUACAAAAUUACGGUAACCUGAGGCAAAAUUAAUUGCAAAAAAGUUAGUUGAAGGUGUAAUAUUAUUUAUGAAAUGCAACUUGUUUUGGUGUUUUGCUAUGUAAUGCAAUGAUAUUCAAGUUUGACUAAAGUGUGCCUGAGUACUUCUUAGGGCCACUGUAAAUCACUAACGAUUUAGCAAAACUUUUUAACAGAUUAUUACCCAAUUAACUGUGAACGACUUUUCAUUGGAUUAGAUUUUAAGAGUUUGCACAUGUUUACAGUGAAUGAAUCUCUGUUUGUUUGAUGCACAUGGUCAAGAGAUACAAGGUGUUUCAUACAAGGUGCUAUAGGUGAAUCAUUGAAAAGAUCUCUGUAUUACAGUAUUCACAUCCAGCUUCACCUGAACUGCUUGUCACAAAGUAACUCAUUUUUACAGCCACAGUUUUACAGGCUUUGGGUCUUUCCAAUCUACCUUUUUGUUGAUUCAGGAAACUGCUUCUUUAUAAUUCUUCGGCACUACAGCGGUGCUACGUAUUAACCUCCAAACUCUGUGACUCUGUGCCUGAUCCUUUGCUUGUCAACCUUUGUUCAGUGUAGGAAUACUUAAGAGAAACAUUUAUAAGAAGAACAGUAAAGGUAUCAAACUGCCUAAUGGUCCCUUAACCUCAAACACAAAUAGCGAUUGUCCAUGGUACAUCAGAAAUCUUCCUUUCGUUUUCUUCACUGCAAACGCAUCUCUCAAUGAGGGCAGAACAUCGGGGCGACUUUGAAAACGUUUCUUUUCAGGUGGAACAUUUGGUGGUAGAUGUUUUAUAUUUUGUACAUUUGUAAGUAGCAUAUCAUGUAAAUAGAAAGAGACCACAAUUUAAUUCAUCUGGGGGAUUUUGUAGUCUUUGUAAAGCCCUAAUAAAUGGUAUUUGGUGUCACCUGA